Messenger RNA from Microthlaspi erraticum, 1365 nucleotides. Lineage: Eukaryota; Viridiplantae; Streptophyta; Magnoliopsida; Brassicales; Brassicaceae. The record is from the annotation of a GenBank genome assembly.
AUGGGGUCACCAAUGGCCUCCUUGGCAGCAACUUUGCUCGUCUUAGCAUUCUCUCUUUGUUUUGUAUCUGAAACCACCGCAAAUUAUUACUACUCUUCCCCUCCUCCACCCAUCAAACACUACUCUCCUCCAGUUUACAAGUCUCCACCACCACCGGUUAAGCACUACUCCCCUCCUCCCAUUUACCACUCUCCUCCUCCACCGGUUUACAAGUCUCCUCCUCCUCCCGUUUACCACUCUCCUCCACCACCUGUUUACAAGUCUCCUCCUCCUCCAGUUUACCACUCUCCUCCACCACCGGUCUACAAGUCUCCUCCUCCUCCGGUUUACCAUUCUCCACCACCUCCAUAUUAUAAGUCUCCUCCUCCUCCUGUUUACCACUCUCCUCCACCUCCGGUUUACAAGUCUCCUCCUCCUCCUGUUUACCUUUACAAAUCUCCUCCUCCACCGGUUUACCACUCUCCUCCACCACCGGUUUACAAGUCUCCUCCUCCUCGGGUUUACCAUUCUCCUCCACCUCCAGUUUACAAGUCUCCUCCUCCUCCUGUUUACCACUCUCCUCCACCUCCAGUUUACAAGUCUCCUCCUCCUCCGGUUUACCUUUACAAAUCUCCUCCUCCACCGGUUUACAAGUCUCCUCCUCCUCCCGUUUACCACUCUCCUCCACCACCGGUUUACAAGUCUCCUCCUCCUCCGGUUUACCACUCUCCUCCACCCCCGGUUUACAAGUCUCCUCCUCCUCCAGUUUACCUUUACAAAUCUCCUCCUCCACCGGUUUACCACUCUCCUCCUCCACCGGUUUAUAAGUCUCCUCCUCCUCCCGUUUACCACUCUCCUCCACCACCGGUUUACAAGUCUCCUCCUCCUCCAGUUUACCACUCUCCUCCACCUCCAGUUUACAAGUCUCCUCCUCCUCCAGUCUACCAUUCUCCUCCACCUCCAGUGUACAAGUCUCCUCCUCCUCCUGUUUACCUUUACAAGUCUCCUCCUCCUCCGGUUUACAAGUCUCCUCCUCCUCCAGUCUACCAUUCUCCUCCACCUCCAGUGUACAAGUCUCCUCCUCCUCCAGUUUACCACUCUCCUCCUCCUCCUGUUUACCUUUACAAGUCUCCUCCUCCUCCGGUUUACAAGUCUCCUCCUCCUCCCGUUUAUCACUCUCCUCCUCCACCAGUUUACAAGUCUCCUCCUCCUCCCGUAUACCACUCUCCUCCACCACCGGUUUACAAAUCUCCUCCUCCUCCUGUUUACCACUCUCCUCCCCCACCUAAAUACGUGUACAAAUCUCCUCCUCCUCCGGUUCACUCACCUCCUCCACACCAACCUUACCUUUACAAGUCUCCACCUCCUCCUCCAUACUACUACUAG